Messenger RNA from Capronia epimyces CBS 606.96, 1266 nucleotides. RefSeq lists its product as uncharacterized. Gene Ontology annotation, cellular component: perinuclear region of cytoplasm; cytosol; nucleus. Gene Ontology annotation, biological process: nucleocytoplasmic transport; activation of GTPase activity. Bases 1 to 1266 code for a protein of 421 amino acids. Lineage: Eukaryota; Fungi; Ascomycota; Eurotiomycetes; Chaetothyriales; Herpotrichiellaceae. Gene Ontology annotation, molecular function: GTPase activator activity; small GTPase binding. The record is from RefSeq and is a predicted model, not a curated record. The transcript has a single exon.
AUGGCGGGGGAAACGUUCUCGCUCGCCGGUAAAGGCUUGAAACUCGAUACGAAAGAGGAUAUCGAAAAACAUAUUCAGCCACUCGUGGCGUCCUCUUCUGUCACUCACAUCGAUCUGUCAGGAAAUACGCUCGGUGUAGCCGCGUGUGCCGCUCUCGCGCCCAUUUUGGCGUCCAAGUCGACCCUGGAGAGUGCCGAUCUACACGAUAUCUUCACCUCCAGAUUACUUGAGGAGAUUCCUCCCGCUCUGUCUUCCCUCUUGACCGCCUUGUUACAAUGCCCUCACCUCCAUACGAUUGACCUCAGCGAUAACGCCUUUGGUCUCAACACCAAGGACCCUCUAGUCGAUUUCCUGUCCAAGCAUGUCCCUUUGAAGCAUCUCAUCUUGAAUAAUAAUGGCAUGGGUCCGAUCGCCGGGACUUCUAUCGCGGAGGCACUGGUGACACUCGCUGAGCGAAAAGAUGAAGCAAGAAAAGAGGGCAAGGACGUUCCACACUUGGAAAGCAUUGUCUGUGGCAGGAACCGGUUGGAGAAUGGGAGCAUGGCUGCCUGGGCAAAGGCGUACGAGGCACACAAGGCAGGUAUCAAAAGUGUAAAGAUGACACAAAACGGUAUUCGGCCGGAAGGAAUAUCCCAUUUAAUUUCCUCUGGGCUGUCCAUCUGCAGCAAUCUGGAGGUCCUCGAUAUGCAGGACAAUACAUUCACGCUCAAGGGUGCCCAGGCUCUGGCGAGCGCGAUCAGGGGCUGGUCCGGGCUGAAGGAGCUAGGUGUUGGGGAUGAUUUACUGGGAGGAAGAGGUGCGACCAAGGUGUUUGAGGCCCUUACUUCGGGAAACAACAAAGACAUCGAGGUUCUCAGGCUGCAGUUCAACGACAUUCAUCCCGCUGGCCUCAAAGCUCUCCUACAAGCUGCCCAGGACGGUCUUCCUAGACUGCGGCGGGUGGAAUUGAACGGCAACAAGUUCGAGGAAGAUGACCCAUCCGUGGAGGCGCUGGCUGAACUCCUAAGCGACCGAAAGGAUGAGGGUGGCAAGCAUGAGGAUCCGGAAGACCACUGGGGUCUGGAUGACCUCGACGAAUUGGAGGGAGAAGACAGUGACGCGGAGGAAGAGGAUGAGGAGGCUGAGGAGGCUCAGGAGGAGGAAGAGGAGGAGGAAGCGCGGGAGAAGCUCUUGAGGGAAGACGAAGAAGCAGAAGACAUGACCGUCUCUCUGAAGAGUGAUGCUGAAGUGGACGAGUUGGCAAAGGCCCUUGACAAGAACCUUUGA